Melanotaenia boesemani (Boeseman's rainbowfish) is the source of this 6102-nucleotide messenger RNA. It is a transcript of the gene med1, whose product is annotated as mediator complex subunit 1. Gene Ontology annotation, cellular component: mediator complex. NCBI's taxonomy places the organism in Eukaryota, Metazoa, Chordata, Actinopteri, Atheriniformes, Melanotaeniidae. Gene Ontology annotation, biological process: cellular response to thyroid hormone stimulus; regulation of transcription by RNA polymerase II. Bases 39 to 5471 code for a protein of 1810 amino acids. Gene Ontology annotation, molecular function: nuclear retinoic acid receptor binding; transcription coregulator activity; nuclear thyroid hormone receptor binding. The transcript is spliced from 16 exons. The record is from RefSeq and is a predicted model, not a curated record.
CCCGUGUGGGGAAGAGGGGGACUCGAAGCGGGGGGACAAUGGCGACGGGGCCUGGUGUAACGCUGCAGAGCGGCAGUCCAGCCAGAGAACUUUCUAUUUCGGUUCAGCAAGGAGGAAAUCAGACUCUCGAAAAUCGGGUAAAACCCGAAGAGGCUACAGAAACAGAGAAGCAGAGUCGCAUGGCUUCUCUACUGGAGAAGCUUCAUGCCAAACACAAUGCUUCCCGACCAUGGCAAGAAACCUGCAAGGUUGUGCGUCAGGCCAUGGAGAAACGUGGUGUGAUGAACGCAGCAGGUCACCAGCUCCUACUCAGCUGCUUGGAGACCCUGCAGAGAGCCCUAAAAGUCUCAUCUCUCCCGUCCAUGACAGAUCGUCUAGAAUCCAUUGCUCGACAAAACAUGUUGGGCUCUCACCUCAGCCCAUCAGGGACUGAGUGUUACAUCACAUCAGACAUGUUUUAUGUGGAGGUGCAGCUGGACAGCAGUGGCCAGUUAGUGGAUGUCAAGGUGGCUCAUGAGAGAGAAAACCCUACGAGUUGUCCUGAACUGUUUCAGCAUCUAAGGGAAAAAAACUUUGAAGAAUUUUCCAAACAUCUCAAGGGGCUGGUUGAUUUAUACAAGCUUCCAGGAGACAAUAAACUGAAAACGAAGAUGUAUAAAGCACUGCAGUCGUUAGAGCUUGAUCUGACCAAGAUGAUGCACAUGUUUAGGUUAGCAACCAAUGCUAAUACAGUGGAAACUAUUCUUCAUGGAAGUGUGGGCUUGCUGACAGCCAGGAGUGGUGGCCAUCUGGUUUCUCUCCAGUGUUAUGUGUCUCCUUAUGACAUAUUUGAGGAGGGAACAGGGACACAUCUCAACCUAACCGACAACAACGUGCCACGUUCUUUGGGUGUCAGUGUGUCUGUGACAAUUGAGGGAACGUCUGCAGUGUAUAAGCUCCCAAUCACUCCACUCAUCACCGGUUCCCACUCGGUUGACAACAAGGGCACACCUUCUUUUUCCACUGUGACCAACUCCAACUGUGUAGAUCUGCCAGCUUGUUUUUUCCUCAAGAUGAAUCGGCCCAUGCCUUUCUCACUAUCCUUUAUUCAGAGGAUGGGCAGCGUUACUUCAAUUCCAGUGUUUGACUCUUUGCCGAGCCUCUCACCUCUUUACCAGUUGAUAGUCCAGAGCCAGCUGCAGCUCUUGGAAGAGAACAGCUCUCUGCCAGCACCACUCCACAACAUGCACUUUUACUCUAUCUUGCCAGAUCAGCAGCAUUGUUACUUCCUAAAUGGUGACGCCCCGGUGCAAGAUGGUCACUCUCUUCAAGGAGCGAUGGUGUCCAAGAUCCCCUUUGGCCACCCGGCACAAGUGCCAUUCUUGCUGGAUAUAAUUCGCCACCAGGCAGCCUGUAAUACAUUGAUAGGCAGUUGUGUCAAACGAACAUCCAUCAAAGAAGACAGUGCAGGCCUUCUGCAGUUUGAAGUAUGUCCACUCACUGACUCAAGUUUCAGCGUCUCUUUCCAGCACCCUGUCAAUGAAUCGUUAGUCUGUGUGGUGAUGGAGGUUAUUGACUCCAGACAGGUGUCCUGCCAGUUGUACAAAGGACUGUCAGAUGCUCUGAUCUGUACUGAUGAAUUUAUUACCAAAGUGGUCCAGAGAUGCAUGUCCAUUCCUGUAACUAUGCGGGCCAUUCGAAGGAAAGCUGAGACCAUCCAAGCUGACACGCCUGCUCUCUCAUUAAUCGCACAGACAGUGGAAACCAUGGUUAAGAAUAAUCUGCCACCCUCUGGUAGUCCCACCUAUAACAUGGUAGCAGGAGAUGGAGCCAACCCAACAGGACUGCCUGGACUCACAGGCAGCAACACACCUACUGCUGGAGGACCCCCUGGGGGCCCUAAUUUUGCAGGUCCAAUCUCUUCUUUGUUUGAAAUGUCUCGUACAGGGAGGCAAUCUCAAGGGGAGUGUCUCACCCCAGGAGGGGUGGCUGGUCAGCAACAGUUGCAGCAACAGCAGCAAGGUCAAGGCCAUUCAGAUGACUACAACAAAGUUACCCAGAAUCCCAUAUUGACAAGUUUAUUACAGAUAACUGGAAGUGUGGGUUCUAGUCCCAGUUCACAGAAUGCACCACAACCCCAUCAAACCCCACCCCCAACAUCCUCCCCUGCCAGCAACACAAAGAAUCAUCCUAUGUUGAUGAACCUUUUGAAAGACAACCCCACACAGGAUUUUGCUGCACUCUAUGGUUCUAGUCCGUUGGAGAGACAGAAUUCCUCCGGCUCCCCACGGACAGAUAGCAUGGCUGGAGCUUGCUCAGGAAGUAACGCAAAGGGAAAGAAGAAGCGUCCCCGGGGAACUGAAAAGGGUGGAGUUCUGCCUGGAGCAAGUGCAGGUGGUGGAAGUGGUGGUAUGGGUAUGAAAUCACAACAAGCAUCCUCCAUACCACAGCAUCACCAGCACCAUUCAGUUACCCAUGAGGAUGAUUUUCAUCGCGAGCUCCUUUCUAUGGACGUGGAUGCAUCUCAAAAUUCUAUCUUCGAUGUUAACCUAACUGGGGAUGGCCUCGAUACACCUCAUAGCAUCACUCCUGCACCUAGCCAAUGUGGAACACCACCCCCAGGCUCCAACAUGCCUUAUUCACAAUCUCAUGUUCAGUCUCAGCAACAACCACCACCAGGUGCUGUUCCACCUCGUAUGGUCCGCCUCUCCAGCUCUGAUAGCAUUGGCCCAGAUAUCACAGAAAUCUUGCAAGAUUUACCUGAACAAACUGGUAAAGGCAGCAGCGGAAACCAUGGGCAGCACCCUAUGGGCAGUGGUGGGGAGGAUGGAGGCCCCCUAGGUACUCCCAUCCGUGAUUCAUCAAGUUCUGGUCAGGGUAGUGCAGUGUUUGACUCAGCAGAUAUUUUUAAUACCAAUAGUAAUGAAAACCCCUUUACAGAUGCUGCUGACCUGAUUGCUGAGGCAGCUGCAACUGCUGCCACUCCUACCAGUGACUCUUCUUCCACAAACUUCUUUCCUGAUGCUUCCGACUUCAACCCUGAUCUUCUGACCUCAGGCCACGGUUUCUCCCAGAGCUACUUUGAUGACAGUUCUCCAAGUGCUGAUGGAGACUUGGACCUAGUCAAGGGAUUUGGGGGAAGUAGCCAGCAGAAUACUCCAUCUGGAACACCUCAGAAUCCUACCCCACAUGGACAGAGCACCCCAGAACCCUCACUUAAAGACCCUUUCGAUAUGGGGUUGGUUUUUGGAGGCUCUGGUAAACCCCUUCUAGGGCAAGCUCCUGAUUUGGGAGACGCACCAGGUGGAGGGUCCCAGAGCCCCAUCAUGAUGGGACUUGGUGCAUGUACUGAUUUUAAAAGUGCAGAACCCAAAGUAAAACAACAGCAAGGACUCAUGCGGCCAAAGGAUGAGAAUGGUGGCUGUGGGGGGAGCAGUUCUGGGAUGGGAAUGGGAAGCAGCUCAGUGGAGGGAAAACAAGUCAAAAGAAGCAGAACUCCAUCCAGUGAGGGGAAGUCUAAAGAUAAACCUCCCAAACGCAAAAAGCUAGAUCCUGAUGGCAAGUCCCCCUCUCACAGCUCAGGAGGGCGGCCAUAUACGCCUCCUAGUGGGGGUUCAGGUUCUGGAGGAAGCGUAAGUGGAGGAGGCUCCAAAUCCCCUGGUAGUUCAGGGCGCUCACAAACUCCCCCUGGAGGUGCCACACCUCCAAUUCCCAAAAUCACCAUUCAGAUCCCAAAAGGCACCAUUACUGGGGGAAAAACAACAUCCCAUGGUGGAUACACCUCCAGCAGCUCAGCCACUAGCAGCACAGGAGGUUCAGGUGGAACCAGUAGCAGCAAAAGCCACCAUUCACACUCAUCUUCCUCUGGGAAGAUCAAGUCCAAAGAAGGUUCAAUGACACAAGGUAACAGCUCCAAGCCAGGGAGUGGAGGAAGUGGAAGUGGGCCAUCCCAGUCAAAAGGCUCCUCUCAAGGCAUUGGUGUUGGCAAACCAGGAUCCUCCCCAAUAACUAAACAUGGGCUGUCUGGGCCUGGAGGUUCUGGAGCAGGAGUUGGAAGUGGUAAUAAAAUUAAGCCUCAGGGGGGCAAGCCUCCUGGGUCACUUAUGAAUCCCAACAUAAAGCCUAAUAUUUCCCCUUCCCAUUCCCGUUCCAGCAGCUCUAGUGACAAAUUGUCCUCCCCACUGAAAAUGCAGCAGUCCCAAGUUCCAGGAACCCCUCCUUCUUCCAAGGCUAAAUCUCCAAUGGGCUCAGGAGGUGGCAGCUCUAGUGGAUCUAAGUCUUCCUCUGGAGGAGGUUUGAGCUCUCAGAAGCCAGUUGGUGGAGGCUCUUCCUCUAGUUCCACGUCUUCCUCUUCAUCUUCCAGCUCCUCCACAUCCUCUGGUUCCAUGAGCUUCUCAGGAGGCUCCCAGUCUCAGUACGGGAGUGGAGGAGGUGGAAGUGGAGGGGGAGGAGGGACAGGUGGAGGAAGUGGUGGAGGCAGUGGAGGAAGUGGUGGGUCUGGACAGAACAAUACAAAUAACCCUAAUGCCAAAGGGAAGUCUCCUAGUAGAAACAAAAAACCCUCUUUAACAGCAGUUAUAGACAAGCUGAAGAGUGUAGGUGGAGGUGGAGUUGGGGAGGAUGGUUGUGAGGUAGGGCCACCAGUUGGGGGAGGUGGUUCAGCAUCUGCUCCUGGUGGUCCUGGAAAUGUGUCGAGUGGAUCUUCAAACAUGGGUCCUUCCAAGCAUUCCUCAUCCUCCCAAGGCGGAGAAUAUAAACGGGAAAAGUCUGAUAAGGAGGCAAAAGCAAAAGUUUUGGUUUCGGUAGGAAAUAUUGGGGAUAAAAAAAUGAUGGACUCAAAAACAGGUGGAACUGCAUUGGCCAAAAUUAUCAUUAGCAAACCAGAUGGUGGUUCACCAAGCAUCAAGGCUAAAGUGACCCUUCAGAAAGCGGGAGAAGGUUCUAAUGACCCCAUGCGUCCACAAAUUCCUAGCCUCAAAGCAUCCCCCCUCUUUAGUGGCUCUACACCCAAGCAUGACCGGUCCUCCCCCAGCCACAGCCGCUCACCAGGAUACACACCGCUCAACCACGACAGCGAGAGUGAAUCGGGUAGCAGCUCAGUAGCAGAGAAGUCACACCAGAACAGCCCUAGUUCAGAUGACGACCAAACUGUGCGCCCUCUUCCUCCUCAAGACUACAUGAGCUCCAUUUCCCUCAGUUCAGGGGAAAAACACAAAAAACAUAAGAAGGAAAAGAAAAAGCAGAAAGAGAGAGAGCGGGAGAGGGACAGAGACCGAGAACGGGACAGGGAGAAGGAGAAAAAGAAGUCUUCUAUGUCCAUGGGGUCGUCUUCACAUCCAAUAAAAGCAGACAGUUGGUCACGGUCUCCCAUCUCAGCCUCAGAUUCAUCACUCUCCAUGCUCGGCUCAGAACGUCAAUCCCGGUCCAGUCCAAUGUAUAUGAGAAAUGAGGAUGACGAUCUCAUGGACUCCGCCCUUACUGGUAACCUUUAAAAUAUAAAAGUUUCUUUUAUAUUUUUGUCGUCAGAUUUUAACACAUGGCUUUUAACAUACAAAGUUAACCUCUAUUUAUUGAACUCAGAAUAAAUUGGAACUGGAUAGAAGAACGUUGUGGUUCUGUGUGACCCGAUAAAGCUGUAUUUUAAUGUUAGAUUUUACUGUAACUGAGUAUCAUUGUAUAAUGUCAUGAAUGGGUUGGCAGUUCUAUGACAGUAGCUUUUACAAAUAUAAAGCCACUUAAGAGUACCGAAUUUCUACAGCUUGUCUGCAAAAGUGGCUUUAAACAGUAUAUUUUCUGAGAAGUGGACAUAAGUUUUGUAUUUUCUGUCAUGUCAAAAGUUUUUACUGUCAGUAUAAGUUUGUAAUGUUUUAUUUAAUAUAUCAUGCAAAGUGCACGUCUGAUUGCCACAUAUAUUGUAUGUUGUCAAAAAAAAGCAUAAAUAGGUAUUGUAAAGCAAGAAAAGGUACAGUGUUUAUUUGCCUUUUUGGAUAAAACUCAGUAGAUUUUACAACACUGACCUGUUAAUGUUUAAAUUUGUAUAACUAAAUACUGAUGAUGAUGUUUUUUGUUUGUUUUGGUUUUUUUCUGUAGCAUUUUAGAAGCUCAAAAUAAACAUUUAACUUC